UUUAAGUACGUUUCUGUUCUCCGGGGUCCAUUCUUCAUGCAUCACUUGCCAAUAUCUUUGCAUAUGAAGGCCUAAGUAGCACAUUGGUUGAGCCAGGGGCGCUGUGCAGCGAGCGCCAGGGAGAAAUUCGGAGAUUACGAGCAGCUCCGUCCAUUCAGCACCACGGACAGAAGCCAGCGCGCUACAAUUUUCAACGCUCAACUCUCCCUCCGGUGCCUCUGUGGGCGUUGUUUUAGAGCCGCUGAUUCGGGAGGAACGUGGGAGCUGUCAUUCCUAAGACACAUUUGCUGGAGCCAGCAUCGGCACUGACACUAACGCUGUCGUCUCCAGCAGAGAAAUUACAAGUGUUCGGAUUAUGUGAGUUUAAACGAGCACUCCUUAAAUGAAUGCUGAAAUGCUGCUUCCAGUAAUACCAUAUUUUCAAACGCGUUGGGUCUUAAGGGGAAAAUUGGACGGCAAUGUCUGCAAGUGAACACGCUGGUCACAAAAUCGGAUUUUCAAUACACAAAAAAAUAAUUGAAGAACAACGGAUGGACUAACAGCGGAAGAUAAGCAUUUACUGGAUUAACAGAAGGAACGUUUUCUUAUUGACGCUCUUUUCAUACUUGUCUCUAUAUGUAUAGGAACCUUGGAAAAUAAUGUCUACCGAAUUAUUUUGUUUAUAAAUUAAAAAUAAUGGCGUAGCUUGCCAUUAUUUUCGCAGAAAAGUCGAUUUGUUUAUGAUAUCCAUGCUUCUCUUUGCCGUCUCAAUGGUUCCCUCUCAAAAUUAACGUGAUUCUGGUACAAACCGUAUGGUGGACAGUGGGAAAUGUGUUUUGUAAAUCUGCAUUUUACGUUUUUCUAAACGUCUUCCUUCCAGUCUAACAUAUGAAGACACUUGCUUUGGGCGCAAACUGAUACACGGUCGUUUAGAGUUCCCUUACUGCUGAUAUCAGAAGUUGAGAGGCUGCAACAGCGACAGGGGAGAAAGCCUUCACAUCUCCGAAAUUAUGGUAUGUGUUUUUGAAGUCGUUUGGUGUCAAGCGUCAGCAAACCAGGACGUCUCUCCCCACUGAAUUACUCUUCGUACCUUCGUAUCGUUUUCUCUUCCUGAAAUGAAGCAAAAUGAUGAUGUGUGACCGAGGAGUUCAAAUGCUAAUCACCACUGUGGGGGCUUUCGCCGCGUUCAGUCUGAUGACAAUCGCGGUGGGAACGGACUACUGGCUGUAUUCAAGAGGGGUGUGCAGGGUCAAAUCAGCCAACGACAACGACACCAGCAAGAAGAAUGAAGAAGUGAUGACCCACUCGGGGCUGUGGAGAACCUGCUGUCUUGAAGGGACUUUUCGUGGUGUCUGCAAGAAGAUUGAUCACUUCCCUGAAGAUGCGGACUAUGACCAGGAUGCAGCAGAGUACCUACUGCGCGCCGUGCGAGCCUCCAGUAUCUUCCCCAUCAUGAGUGUGGGUCUACUCUUCAUGGGCGGUCUGUGUGUGGCCGCCAGUGAGUUCUACCGCAGUCGCCACAACGUCAUCCUCAGCGCCGGGAUCUUCUUUGUCUCUGCAGGCCUGAGCAACAUCAUCGGGAUCAUCGUCUACAUCUCGGCGAACUCGGGCGACCCUGGCCAGAGCGACUCCAAGAAGAGUGGCUACUCGUACGGCUGGUCCUUCUACUUCGGCGCGCUCUCCUUCAUCAUGGCCGAGAUGGUGGGCGUGCUGGCCGUGCACAUGUUCAUCGAGAAGCACCGUAAGCUGCGCGCCAAGUCCCGCACCGAGCUCAUCAAGAAGUCGUCGGCGUCGGCGUUCGGCCGCAUCCCCAGCUACCGUUACCGCUUCCGUCGCCGCUCCAGCUGCCGCAGCAGCGAGCCGGCCUCGCGCGACGCCUCGCCCAUCGGCAAGGGCGGCUACACGGGACCCGCCGCCGCCGACAUCUCCAUGUACACGCUGUCGCGGGACCCCAGCAAGUCGGCCAUGGGCGCACUGCUCAACUCCGAGAGGGAGUUCCUGCAGCAGCAGGCGGCCGCCGCGCACAACUCCAACUCCAAGGACUUUAAAGAUGCCGCCAACAGGAGGACCACCCCUGUUUGAAACGAGUGAGAAAGAGGAAGAGAAAGAGAGAGAGAGAGAGAGAGAGAGAGAGAGAGAGAGAGAGAGAAAUAGACAGAGAGAGAGAGAGACAGUGAGAAAGAGAGUGUGUGUGUGUUCGAGAAAGAGACCAGCAUAAAAACCAUAUAGGUUAAUAAGGGUUAGUCUGAGCGCUAUAAAAUGCAUUCAGACUCAUUCAUCUGAGUUGGUUCCAAAGGCCUAUACCCUAACAGCAGCCAAAGGGAAGGCCACUAGAGGUGGACAGGGCUGCUACCCUCUUUCUGUAACACUCUAUUUAAAUAUAGAUGGUAAAUGUUAGAUCAUUGGUGCUUCCUUUUUAUUCAGUCUCUUUUUCAGCCACCCUUUCAUUUUAUUCUGUUUUUUCUUCUUCUCCUUCUCUCUCUCUCUCUUUCCUCCACCUGUAGUCAAAUUCAAAACACAUCCUUCCCUCCCCAAGGGCUACUUGGAUGGAACAAAGUCUUCUCCCCCUCCUUUUUUGUCUCACGUUGUCAAAGUAGCUCUGAUGUUUCUCUCGUUUUGUUUUGGAUUUCAGAUAUUGUAUAUUGUACGUGGUGGCUUGGGUUAUUUCAUAGAGAGAUGCACAAACCUGCUGGGGCCUCCUCCUCAGGGGUGGGGAUGGGGGGAGGGCGGAGGCUAACGUCUGAGUUCAUCCCCUCCCCACCCCCGCUGCGCCUUACGGGACAGUUCAAUAGCUCUUUUUUUGGCUGGGGAAUGGUACACCUCUCGCUCCUAGUAAUUGUACGCAGCAGUGACAAAAUAAACAGAAAGAAAGACAGACAGACAGACAGACAGAAAAAAGGAGAGAAAGAAAGAAAGAAAGAAAGAUAAAUAAAUAAAAUAACACUAGUUGGUUUCUAUCGCCUCUGUCUCCAAGGGACAGGCCGGUGUUUUGAGAAAUUCCAACCCCAGCCCAAGAAUCACUGUGUUCUGCCAUCACCCAUCGCUAUCCUCCCAAAGCCCUGGCACCAGUUCGGCUGGCGCGCCACUCUUCCCAGUUUUCCAUGCCAUCCCCACCGGGGGUGUUUGGGGUUUGCAGCCUCCACUAUCCCUUCAUUCUCUCUUCUCUUCGCUGCAGAGAAGAGACAUUGUGUCGGCCAUUUUAUUCAUCGUGAAAAGUAGCUCUCACUGUGCGACCUCUGACAGCAAAGCCCAUUGGCAAGACACCAAAAAUGUGCGGGGAGAAAAGUUUUACCAAUGGAGUCCCUGAAAUUGUAUCAAAUAUUUACACGAGCAAAAAGAAAGAAAAGAAAAACUCCCAAGAAUUGAAGCUGAGCCAAGAGUCAACACUUCAUUUAUCAGAGAUCUAGAGUAUGCAGGAACAAGAUGUAUUAGCCUAUGGAACAAUCCGGGAUGCGUCCAGGCUUCUCUGUCAUGGAGUGACAUACACUGGACGUGUCGUUGAUCUGACUUGACUGAAGCUCUUUUUUAAGCUCUCCAGGGUUCACUACACAAUGUGUGUUAGCUAAACCACUGUGUCUUUUAUUCUGUUAAUUUGUACUCAUAUGCAUUGCAGUGUGACCAUCCUCCAGUCACCUUCCUUUUUAAAGCAUCUUCCUUAUUUUCAAAAAAAAAGAAGAACAGGCAAUGAUGCUGCCCAAUUCCAAGCUUGUAAUUAGGUUCCUUGUAAUUUAUGACGCAAUAUUUAUGAUGAAGCAUUUGUUGUGGGAUUCAGGUUUUGGGUCAAUUUAAAUUAUCUAACUGUUCCUAGAGAUGAUUAUUAUCGUUAAGUUGUUAGAGAAAGUCGUGUUUGUUGGUGAUGCGUUCACCCAUUUAGUAGUUGAAUCAGUUUUUUAUCUCCAAUGGUAACAGAACUGGGGUGACGGGUGGAUGGGUGUUUUUGAAAAAAAAAAGUGGGAAAAAAAAUCUACCAGAGGGGUAUUAACUCACUUCAAAGGCCGUUAUCAGGGGAGGUAGUCUGCACUGUGGGGUCGUUUCUGAGCAUUUACUGUAAUUUGCCAAAACUAGACACUACAAAACUGUUUUCUAGCAUAUUCUUUGUGUAGGGCAGAGAGGAUUAUAUGUGUCCUCCAUGGGUGCUCUGCUUAAACUCACAGCCAUAGAAACUAACUGUGGGGGGGAUCUGAUCCUUCGUCCAGAGAGAGAAAGAGAGAGAGAGAGAGAGAGCAAUGUUUGUUAGCAUCAUGUGAACAGAGUCUGAACUGGACCGAUUGGACUUUCAUGUCUUUCAUGUUCCGAAGCCUGACGGAGACUGUUCAACCAGAGGGAGGUUCUUGUGUCUCCCAAGUUUCCCCUUAUCCUUGUUCCCUAAAACAACACAAUGAUUUAUAUUCUAUAUCAAGUUAAUAAACAACUUUGCAGAAUUAAAUACACUUAAUCAGAGUAAUAAAGGCAUUGUAAAAUCUUUAA
Messenger RNA from Alosa alosa (allis shad), 4446 nucleotides. RefSeq names its product calcium channel, voltage-dependent, gamma subunit 3b (gene cacng3b). Gene Ontology annotation, biological process: neurotransmitter receptor internalization; positive regulation of synaptic transmission, glutamatergic; calcium ion transport. Gene Ontology annotation, molecular function: channel regulator activity; voltage-gated calcium channel activity. Gene Ontology annotation, cellular component: AMPA glutamate receptor complex; postsynaptic density membrane. Bases 1105 to 2061 code for a protein of 318 amino acids. The transcript has 4 exons. NCBI's taxonomy places the organism in Eukaryota, Metazoa, Chordata, Actinopteri, Clupeiformes, Clupeidae. The record is from RefSeq and is a predicted model, not a curated record.